This is a messenger RNA of Bactrocera dorsalis (oriental fruit fly), 2937 nucleotides long. RefSeq names its product neurochondrin homolog (gene Neurochondrin). The coding region runs from base 309 to 2480 and encodes 723 amino acids. The record is from RefSeq and is a predicted model, not a curated record. Gene Ontology annotation, cellular component: dendrite. NCBI's taxonomy places the organism in Eukaryota, Metazoa, Arthropoda, Insecta, Diptera, Tephritidae. Gene Ontology annotation, biological process: neuron projection development; regulation of neuronal synaptic plasticity. The transcript has a single exon.
UGCGAGCUGUGAACGAAUCAGUCGGUGAGAGUGCGUCGGCCCGAACGGAUCGACCAAAAAUCAAAAUAUUUCGCAACGGGAAAACGUGUGUGAAAGUGAAAAUAGACGCUAUAAAUACAUGUAUAUAUAGAACGCAACGCUUAUAUAUAUAUAUAUAUAUACACACAAUUUUAUUAAACAGCAAGCUAAGGCAUACGCGGAAUAGAAGCGGCAACGCCUAGCAACCAACGCCCAUAAAACAAUAUCAAGAAAACUGUGAAAAUUUGUGGAAGUGCUCUCAAAGAAGUUAAUAAUUUAACGCUAAGAAAAUGGCUGACGUACCGGAAGCUAUUAAGAAAUGCGCCGCCAUGUUGAAGGGCACCAAAAGUGAGACGGAGAAAUUUGCAGCGCUCUUCAUGGUAACGAAACUGGUGAAGGGUAAGGACUGCACAACAGCUGCCAAAAAAUUACUCUUCGAAGCGAUCGGCUUCGGGUUUCUUAAAAAGUUACUAAAUGGCAAAAAUCUACCCGAUGAUUGCCCACCACUCGUCUAUAAAAGUGUUGCGCUGUCGAUACUCACCUGCUUCUGCCAGGAGGAGGAGCUGGCCACACACAAGGACAUGAUCGAAGCCAUACCAACCUUGUUGGAGAUCGUCGAAACAGCAGACGAUGACGAUUACGAGGAUAAUUUAAUUGUCGUCAGCGAAUCGUACAGUUGCUUGAAAAGUAUCGCCACCUACGAACCGGGUCAACAAGCACUGCUGAGUAUUGGUGCCAUACCGAAGAUGUCGCAAAUCUACUCAGCACAAAGUUUCCAAACUGACGAAGCUUUACAUCUGAUCGUUUUGUUGGUCAACAAAUUUGGCACAGCGUCCUGGUCUGACGAUCCGAAACCUUUCCAUGCGCUCGUGCAGCGUAUAGCAUUGGAUAUGGAGACGGAGAAUAGCGAACGCAAAUACGAGCUGUGCAACAUACUCUCAUCCAUACUGAUCACCUGUCGUCGGGAUGUGAUCGUAAACUCGCUGGAGGGCGAAAUUUGGCCCGAAAGCAUUUUCAAAGCCAUUGGCGAUAUUUUGAAGGCGAAAAUUGGUCCCAAACAACGCGAACCCGCUUUACACCUGAUUGCGACCACCUUGCAGGUGCUUGGUAUACAGUGGGCUUUCAUGGAUGAUCAAAAGACAGUGUUUCUUGCAGUACUUCAACUGGCUGCAAUUGAAGUGCGCAUGCAAAUGGACGAGAAAAAACUGGAGACCACAUUCAAACGCGCCGAUCUCAUCACUUGCUGCUUUGUCAUACUUGAACUCUGCAUCGAGCAUAUGGCUAACGAUCAGAUAGAUUUGGAGCCGAAAGAAAAGCAAACCACCUACACCGCACUGAAGGGCGCCUUCAAUCAGGUAUUAGCCGUAUUGACACGCGUCUCACAAGACAAAAUCAAAGAUAACGGCAGUCCACACGACAAAGCUUUCAUCUGCGCCAUAGUACGCAUACUCUCCGCUUGGUUGGCACAAGAAACGACCGCUAUGCGUCCCGCCAUCUACAAAAUUCUACCCUUCAUGUUCAAGGUAGGCAACGAGUCAUUCCAUGACCUUAAAGCUUGGCGCAAUGGCUCACGCGAAGGUGAGCAACCGGUUGAUGUACUGCGCGUCAUGCUGCCAGCGCUAUGUCACUUGGCUUUGGAGGAUGAUGCACGCAAAAUCUUAUUCACCACAAAGCAAGAUGAAAUACUGCUCGAACAAAUCGAGUUCUACUUUACCAUUGCGCAUUACAAGCGUCCACCAAUACCACGCGCCGAGCGUCUAAAGCGCAUGAACGAACCCGAUCCGGUGCCCACACCCAAACAGCUGGAAGAAAUGAAGGACGCACGUGCUGCCAUAGUCUCACUGUGCAACAUCUUGAUGAACUUGACUGUGCUGGAGCCAAAAUUGGCCGAAGACUCACCGCUCUUCGCGAACGUACUGAAGUUUGUGGUGGAAAAUCUACCCGAACUUAAAGACACACCCGAUAAUCUGGUUAUGCACGGACAUCUGGCCGUACUCGGCUUACUGCUGCUCAAGCAACAAUCCAAACGCGUCAAACAAAAUGAUUUCUCCUUCUGCCGCUACAUACAGGCCACCAUACGUUUCCUAUGGGAUGCCUACAACAUCGACGAGUCCAACGAUCCCACCGCUUUGGUCGUCUCUAUUGCUUACAAAGAACAUUGGAUGGAAAUUUCCGAACUAUGGUUCCUUGGCAUGCAAACUAUAAGCGGUGUUUUGGCUUUGGUGCCAUGGCUGUCAGAGUUCGCCAUCGAAUCCGGUUGGGCUGAGGGCAUCGUGCAGACAUUGAAAAAGGUCAAAAUCGGCACGUUGCCACCCAACGUCAAGUCCGCCUAUGAGGACUUCCUAUCGCAAUUGGUCGAGGUGAACUCAUCCGUGGUGGCGGUGCUGAAGAAGGCCGACGCAUUGCGUGUCUGUCGCAAUCACCGCAUGAUGGACUUGGGCAAGAAACUUUUCGGCGAUUAGAUAAAGUAACAACAACAGUGACAAUUGGUCGCGUUCAUUGCAGCAGUCAGACUAAAACUUUAUUUUAACUUAAUUAAAGAGAAGAAAAUGAAGAAUAUUGGAGAUUUAGGGUCGCGUAGUUUGCUGCAAAGAAGGAAAUUUAGUAGUAUAAGUAAAAGGGAGAACUUAAGAUAACAAAAGUUUUUGCUUAAUGCUUUUUUUUUGCAUAUUUAGUCUAAGAAGUUGUGGAAAAAAGGAAAAUCUCGCUUUUUGAUGAUGAGUUUUCGAACAACUUGAAAUCUUUUUGUGUAUUUUUGGAUUUUGCAUUGCACGCACUGAAUUUUCCAUUCACUGGCUUUUAUACAUGCAUAAUUUAAGCAAAAUUACGAUUUUAUAUGAAGCAGAAUAUAAUGAGAAAGCAAAGAAAACCAAAUAAGAUAGGAAUCAAAAAAAGAAUAAAACAUUAAUAAAUUAAUGA